This is a messenger RNA of Abrus precatorius (Indian licorice), 392 nucleotides long. Its product is annotated as CLAVATA3/ESR (CLE)-related protein 12. The transcript has a single exon. Bases 57 to 392 code for a protein of 111 amino acids. NCBI's taxonomy places the organism in Eukaryota, Viridiplantae, Streptophyta, Magnoliopsida, Fabales, Fabaceae. The record is from RefSeq and is a predicted model, not a curated record.
UUGUUCCUGCUCCAUGCUUCCCCUUCUCACCCUUUGCCAUCUCCUUCUCUUCCAUCAUGGCCUUCAAAAUCUCUCAACUAGUUCACAUUCUUCUAUGCCUCUCCCUUCUAUUCUUACUCUUUCAUGAGUAUUACAAUCUCAAGUCCAAGAUCAACAAGAAACACAUCACACAACCUGGUCACUCAAUACCCUCUCAUCACCCUUUUAUGAGCAGGAAAGUUCUAGCUAGCAAAUUUGACUUCACUCCUUUCUUUAAGCAUCAUCAUCAGCAUUAUAAACACCCUCCACCGGGUGUUUCAGUGCAGCAUGAUCCUCCAGACACUGAGAUUGAUCCACGUUAUGGGGUUGAGAAGCGUCGUGUGCCAACUGGUCCAAACCCAUUACACCAUUGA